UUGACAGUAAAGAAAAUCGCACUAAUCGAUUAGUAGAAAAUAAAAAUACAUAUUUUUCUGUGCGUUAAAAUUGAUAUUAUGCUUUCAUAAAGUUAAUUAUUAAUAUUUCUGCAAUAAAAUACGUGCGUAUUUGUUUGUAUAGUUAGUUGGCUUAAAAUGGCUCAUAGAGAGGAUGAAGACUCAUUUCGGGAAGACGACGUAUACAUCAACCAAGAAGAUGGAAUGCCUAACGUUCACCCCAAUAUAGCAAAUUUAGAACAAGAGAGCGAUGUGCAAGAUGAAGUCGACGAUUUCGAUGACUUGCCUAAGUCUGUCAUCGUCACAAACAUACACAGUGAAGUAUUUGCGGAUGAAAAAUUAAAAAAAGGAAUGGAAGACUUAUUCCGCACAUUUUCAGAUAAUAUAACAUUUCAAUGGCUGCGUAGUUUUAAACGUUUGCGCGUCAACUACGACAGUCCUCUGGCUGCUGCUAAUGCUCGCGUUCAACUGCAUCAGUACCAGUUUCAUAAUUCGCCAAUCAACUGUUACUUUGCACAACCUGUGACGCCUGUUUCACUCAAGAACCUGAGACCGCCGGCUCCUGUAAAGCAGUUCCUGAUCUCACCACCAUCCAGUCCUCCGGUUGGCUGGGAACCUCGUGAAGAAAAUGAACCAUUAGUGAACCAUGAUCUGUUAGCGGCACUGGCCAGCCUGGCUCCUGGAGAGAGUCAUGAACUACAUGCUCCUACUCCCACUCAGCCUGCUAUUGUUGUGCACACUGCGAUGACAUCAGAUCAAAGCCCACUUGUAGCUAAGAUACCUCAUACUCGUUGUCCGGAUUAUUGAUACAAAUGCCUUUUGAAUUAAAUUUAGUGACUAUGAAUUAGAUUAGUAGUAAAAAUGAAUGCUUUCUAUUCAAUUUGUGCAUGUCAAUUUUUAUGACAUGUAAAGCCAAGACAUUAAAGGUGUCUGAAGUUGGCAACUUUUUGAAAGCUCUAGAAAAGUGAGCUUAUGAAAUUCAUUAACAAUAUUAGUCUAGGUUUGCUUCUUGAGAUGGAUAUUAAUUUUACAGAAAUUACACAAAAUUAAAUUGGUGCUAUGUUUUAUCAAACUAAAUUUUAAAAUUGCUUAUUUAACACUUAAGUUACACUAUUAUUUAUGCAACAUGCUUUAAAUAGUAGUGUUUACCAUGGCUAUUUCAUUACUAGCAAUUAUUAUGAAAACAAAGUAUGGACAAUAGCUAAAAACAUAUCAGAAAAGCGAGCCUUUCAAAGAAUACUAACACCAUAAGUAUAAGGUGGUUGCUCAGUAAUUUUUCUUUUUUAAAUUAUUAAGAGGUUUAUUUCGUCAUCUACAAGAUAUCAGUAAUUUUCAGUAUUCAAUAAAUGUCUAAAAUCUUAAGUGUUAUGCUAAUAUGUAUUUCAUUAAUGUGUCAAAAUUGUAUUUUUUUAUUAUUAAAUAAUAAUUGUCAUGGCAUACCAAUUUCAUGUUGUACUUUAGGCUGACUUGCAAGGCCAAUAACUAUAGGGAACAUUAUCAUCAAAGAUUCAUUAGAAAAAAUUAAGCCAUUGUCACAUAUACUUAUAGAACUUGAACAAGAAAAUAAAUAAAACUUUGUUUAGAAAUUAUGUUACAAUGUGGGUAAAUUAAAAAAAUAUUUUAUUUGGGCCUAGAUUUUUGUGCACUUGUCUAGCCCUCCACGCCACUCAAGCAAUGAUGAUGAUGCAGAUCAAGUAUUCAGCUCCAUCACAUAAACCUGACUUAUUGAGAAAAGUACCUAAGUACAGCAGUUUGAAUCACACUCGAUAUUAGAUUGAAUAAAACCAAAUAUUAAAACUAAUUAUUAUUAAAUAAAAAACUGAAUUCGACUUUAGUAAAAUAACUAACAAACUUUGUAUGUGUCCAUUGGUUAUUUUUCUUGCAAGCCAGCCUUUUUUACUAAACAUACUCUCUUUUAAAUGGACAAAUUUAUCUUUUUUUGUUAAUUUGGUUAGUGGAAUUAUUUUUACUUAUGUAUUUUGUUUUCGAAAUUAUUAAGUAAGGCCACCUAUGGGUAUUUGUUCUCAAUUAAGGUAAUCAAUGUGUUUGUCUAUUUAUUGCUAUUUAAGCACUGUUUUUUUUUUUUAUAUAUAUUUAUUUAUUGCUGAUAAUCUCAUAGCAUAUGCCUUAAUCUCUUAAUUCAUUUUAAGUAAUUCUUAGUUACCAUCUACUUAAUUCAAACCUUGGCUUCAAUUUUACUAUAGAUUAAUUAUAAAAAGUUUGUAGCAUUAGAAUUUUGUGAUAAUAUGUCUAAAUAAAUGUUAAAUUUGUUGUUCAAUGGUGGGUACAUACUACAUUUGUUUAAAAAUAUUUGAAUGGUUCAAUACAGUAUGCUUUUGAUUUUCAGUAUUUAAUUGAUAGGCUUAAGAAGAUAAUAACAAUAGCAGAAACUAUACAUCUCCAAAACUGACAUAGUAAUACACGUGAAUUGGGUAAUGGUUAAUACACAGUAAAAACUCACAAAAAUAAAAUUGAACCAUUCAAAUACAAUAUACUGCAUUGAAAUUCAGAGAAAAAACGUUCACAUCAACGUUUAAUAUGUACCUAUUUAUAGAAUUAAUAUUGUUGUAGUUUUUAUAAACAUUUUACAAGUAGAAACUUGGCAGGCUUGACGGAAGCUGUAUCGAUAAUGAUACAAUUGUAAAAACUUAAAAGUUCCUUUGUUAUUUUUAGAUCUAUUUAUUUGAAUGAAAAUUUUGAAAUGGGCACAGCACAGGCACUUUUUGCGCGAGCCACAUUAUAUUAGAGAGUUGAAUUUAAAUGAACCAACUUAGCAUUUUCUAGUUUUACGUAUGUACUUACCCAAGCGGAGGUAUGUGAGGCAAUUAGUACUAGUAGAAGCUACAACACGUAGUAUUUUGUUUUCACUCAACAGACUACAUUUGUAUCGGCAUUGUUGUGAUUCGCCAUGUUGGCUCAGAUUGAUAUUUAGCGAGUUUGUUCGAAAUCGGACCACGUGGAAGAAUUAAUGAGAUUUUCGAUAUUUUUAUGAAUAUUAUAAUUAGCUCUCAAACAAACAAGUCUCGUUGAAAUUUAUACAUUUCUUGCUCUAUUUCUGAACAAAAAAUAUCUAUCUGUUUUCUUGAAAGUUCUCUGCAGUUAUUAUGACUUGUACUAACUAUGGAAUCUGGAACAGUGUCUUUGGUGUUUUCUCACACUAUCAAAUUAUAUUUUCGUAAGAUUUAUCAUACAUAAGUACCUACCUACUUAUAAAUCUAGAGCUUCUAGUCUAGUGCAUAGUAUUUUGAAGAAAAGAGUUAUCUCCCUAUUUAUCAAAAAGAUAAAUAAAAAACAUUGAGUCACUAAAUUUAUCUAUUGUUCUAUUAUGAAUUGACAUGAAAAACGUCUGUUAAAGUUCAAGUUUCCAUCGUAUUAUAUAUUACCACACAUUGUUUACUUAACGCCUAAAAUAUUAUCUUUGCAAUUUCUUCAUAUUGUAUUGCAUUUGUCUGUUAAGUUAUAAGACUGUAUUUCAGAACAAUACUUAGUGGCUCUGUUGUAUUAUAAUUGCCUACAUUAUGAUAUUGACUGAAAAUACGAAUUAAUAUUAGAUUGACUGUUUGGGUAGUCAUCUGCUUUUAAUCUCGUAUUUGUUUGUAAAUGAUUUCAGAAUGACCAAUCUUCAAUUUCGAUUCUUCUUUAUAAUUUUCAAAAAAAUAAUGGUACCUUCAUAAUUAAAUAAGCUAAGCACUGCAGAACAAAAUGUAUGGAAUGCAAAGUCGAUUAGGAACUUUUUAGGAAACCCCUAUGUCAUCAAUGUAGAUCUUUAUCGUUAUUGUAGUCCCAGACAUUCUGUUCUGUGUAACUUUAUAAAAAUGACUGCAAAGUGCAAUUUGUGCAAACCUAAAUGUAAAUAGAAAGUAUUUAAAGUCGCACCAGAUCUCACAAACUAUCCAAAGAAAGUAUUCAAAAUUAACUUAGAAGGGAUAUUUUUAUGAGAUCCGGCCUCUAGCUAGUCAGUUAAUUCGAAGAGCCACUAUCGGCGUAAAUCGUACUUAUUGUACUUACUCUUAAUGUUCUAUGUGUGGUCGAAACCCUUCCUUGUACAGAAAUGUUCAGUGUAAAGGGCUUUUGCCCUGUUGUGGGUCAUCAAUGUUCAACUAUGCUUAUCUUCUAUAUGUUCAUUGUCCAUACAUCGAUGUAUCAUCUAUUGAUGUUUUUAAUCUCACUGUGAUUUUCGUUAUUGUUUGGUGUAAAUAUAAAAUUAUAAUGAGUUUAAA
Messenger RNA from Helicoverpa zea (corn earworm), 4238 nucleotides. It is a transcript of the gene sra, whose product is annotated as protein sarah. Gene Ontology annotation, molecular function: nucleic acid binding; calcium-dependent protein serine/threonine phosphatase regulator activity. Bases 157 to 825 code for a protein of 222 amino acids. Lineage: Eukaryota; Metazoa; Arthropoda; Insecta; Lepidoptera; Noctuidae. Gene Ontology annotation, biological process: calcium-mediated signaling. Gene Ontology annotation, cellular component: cytoplasm; nucleus. The record is from RefSeq and is a predicted model, not a curated record. The transcript has a single exon.